Messenger RNA from Penicillium alfredii, 2070 nucleotides. RefSeq lists its product as uncharacterized. The coding region runs from base 1 to 2070 and encodes 689 amino acids. The transcript has a single exon. The record is from RefSeq and is a predicted model, not a curated record. NCBI's taxonomy places the organism in Eukaryota, Fungi, Ascomycota, Eurotiomycetes, Eurotiales, Aspergillaceae.
AUGUUUCGCCUGCUACCCUGGCCCUCUGCGAUCGGAGGGGACAAGGUCAUGGAGGAAGUCAAGAUGCUGGCGCCGUCAAACUGCGCGCCCGGGGUCAACAGCCUGCCUCUGCCCCGGUUAAAGCGCAAACGUUCCGAUUCCGAUGCGACCGACACUCCCGCCGCGACUCGCAUGUGCACGGAAAAGACGAAUUCGCUCUCGCCGACCGUACCGACCGUGCCAAAUCCGCCGCAGCAAUCCGCUACAUCGCCCGCCGCGUCGUCCCCGACGGUCGCGACCGUGCAUUCACCGGCGCAGGUCGCCACCGGUGGGCCCGACGUGACCCGGCUUCGUGAAACGAUCACGGCCCAGCUCAGCCUCGAGGUGCUGCUGAAGCACAACGAACUCCGCCUGAUCGACCAGGAGAUCGCCAAAUGUCAGGUCGCACUGGAACAGGUGCGACGCUGUGCUGAAAUCCCGUACCCGGGAUCCAUCGCCACUGGCAUCUCCUCGGCCGUCAGCAUGGGGUCGGGUGCAGCGCUGCUGCCUGGAAAUGGACCAGCACCGCUGUCUCCCGCGCCCUGGGGUGUCACUGAGGGUCCGUAUUCGCGCCACUAUGCACGGUGGCUGCUCCCGGAUCCUCGGUUUGACGGAGGCGAAGUCGAUCCUGCGCUGGCUGCGACCGCUGGCACCGGCGCUCCGCUGGUCGAGGGUCGAUCCACGCGUGGCAAUCCUGUCGAUCUGGGUUCGCUGGCCGGCAAGACACGUCCCUCACGCGGGUCAACCGGUGCGAAACUGCAGGCGCUGCCAAAUGGCUACCCGAUGAUCAAGGAGAAGGCUGGCCCGAUGCUGAUUCGACGCAAGUCGGAUCAAGUGCUGGUCAAGCUGGUUUGCCUGGAUUGUCGACGAGACAACUUCUCCAGCACCCAGGGAUUCAUCAACCACUGUCGCAUCGCCCACAACCGCAACUUCGCCAGUCAUGAUGCCGCUGCGAUGGCCUCCGGAGAGCCUGUCGAGGUGGACGAAGCCGGCGCCGUGGUUGGGGGUCAAAGUGAAUCCAACAGCAGCACGCCCGGUCCGGCCUACGUUCACCCGCUUAUUCGCUCCGCUCAUCUCCCGACGCCAUCCAAGGAUACAACCACUCCUCGCAAGUCUUCCAUGAAUUCGUCCGCCAAACCGCCUAUUGCCAUCCCCACUCCUCCUGCUACCGCAGCCUGUGAACCGCGCCGACAGUCGGAACCGGUCAAGCUUCCCACGAACCCAUCAUUCCUGGCCUCGCCCGCAACCCCUCAUCUAUCAGCUCUGAUGCGGCAGCGCGGCGCGGGAUUGGACAUGGGCAAGCUGGUCCAGGAAGCCAAGACGCCUGUUGAUCUGAGUGCUCUGUCGGACGAAGAGGAUGUGGAUAUGGACGAGUCGGGGCCGCUGACGGAGUCUAGUCAAGAACCUCAACUUGGCGUUCGUGCUAGUCGCCAGCCGAUGCGUAUGCCUGUCGCUCCAGCCACGUCUGAGCGGCCUGAGAGCCGAAAAGGUCUUGAGCGAGCAGCCGAACCCCUGUCCCUCGAGGCAAUCACACCUUCUCGACCGCCAUCUCACCCCCAGCCUCUCCUCUCCGGGAUCUCUUUCCCUGGCCCAUCCACUGGAGUGGCGGAGACGCCCCGCGAGGAUGGUAUGGAACAUCCCAACCUCAGUCCCCACACAAUCGAGUCCAACCAAGCGCCCAGCUUGGUUAGUGACGACGAGGAUGACUAUGAAGCGGCUUCUGAAUCAGACAGCCCCAGUUCAUCAGAGGCGGAUGAUCAGGAUGAGGAGUUCAGACAUAUCCAAGUUGAAGACGACGAGCGCACUGCCGCCCCGUCGACCGCGACCACCGAGGCUAAGUCUGGUCCGUCCUUGGCCGCCCCUGCACCGCAGUCGGCGCCCACGCUUUCCCAGCCGCUGAAGCGCAGCCGGUCCAACAAGAUGUCGUCCAUGGUGCCCCCAUUCAGCGAUCACGGCAACGAGGACACACGCGUUAACUUCGGCCAUCCAGCGGAAAACCCGGCCAAGUCCCAGCGGGCUCCCGGGCGUAAGCCGGCACCGUCCAAUCCGUGA